Molecule: messenger RNA, 1316 nt
Organism: Stegastes partitus (bicolor damselfish)
Lineage: Eukaryota; Metazoa; Chordata; Actinopteri; Pomacentridae
Gene: tusc2a
Product: tumor suppressor 2, mitochondrial calcium regulator a
Exons: 4
Coding region: 323-658 (111 amino acids)
Biological process (GO): inflammatory response; regulation of mitochondrial membrane potential
Cellular component (GO): mitochondrion
Source: RefSeq, a predicted model, not a curated record
GUGUGUGAAAGCCCCUUUGUUACCACAGAUAACUCUAAUCUUUCUGGAGGCAUGUCUAUAAACGUGUCCCAUCCCGGUAAUGAGAUGUUUUCUCUUUAACUGAUCACCGGUUGUCGGUCAGAUCAGCUGAUCGCCUCAGCGACGCGCCGCCGACCACAACAGCUAGCGCUAGCUAACCAUAGCUGCUAGGAGAAGUUAUGACAGGACCUGCCGGGUUAACAGCACAUGAUAAGGUCCUGGCUGUGGUGAGCAACUGAGAGCAUCUGGCCUCCAACCAGACUGAAAGCUCUGAGUGAAGACUAACUAUGCCUUAUCUCUGAGAAUGGGGGGAAGUGGAUCCAAAGCCAAAGGUGUCUGGCCUUUCUCAGGCAGCGGAGGUGGAGGUGAUUCAGGAAGCGAAGGGAACGAGCAAUCCUUGGCCCGGCUGAAGGGCUCCAGGAAUGCAACACCGUUUGUUUUCACCAGGAGGAGCUCGUUGUACUACGACGAGGACGGCGACCUCGCUCAUGAAUUCUACGAAGAGACGGUGGUGACGAAAAAUGGCAGAAAAAAGUCCAAGUUGAAGAGGAUCCAGAAAAAUCUGAUUCCGCAGGGAAUCGUGAAGCUCGACCACCCCUGUAUUCAUGUAGACUUCCCCAUUGUCCUCUGUGAGGUGUGAACGGCUGCACAGGACUGAUCUACGAUGAGGUGCAGCCGCAGAAACUCUUCUCGGAGCGAAGUCGUGUUCCAUUCCCGGGGGUCGAGACUGGAACGGAGGUCCGGAGGGAAAAAGGAAAACUGUCACCUAAAUUGAUAUAUUGAAUGAAAUGUUAUACAUUUGAAUUCAACUACGGUCCGAGCGUGCCCUGUUCACUAAAACCCACAUUUUGACAUUGAAGUAGUGUCGGUACAGGUCGUGUUUCCGCUACCCAGCUGAUAUGUAAGCAGUCUUUGAGAGAGCAUCAAACUGAGCUGUAUUUCUCCUGUGAGGUUUUUUUUUUGUUUGCAGGGAAAAACACGUCUGAUGUGAAAAGGCUUUAACGGUUCAUGCCUUCUGUGAGACGUAGAGUGUUAGACUCUGUGUGUGUCGUCGUACGUGUACACGUGUUAGUUCUGUUCUGACAGGAUGUGUGAACGAGGGAUGUGAGAUGUGUUACCGGCGUGGGAGCAACGAAGGAUUGUGAAAUUUAUUGUAUAUACGGUCAUGUUCUGUAUCGUCACGUCUGAGUCUGUCUCAGUUUCUGGAGCUCAGACCUGCACUAGUGAACAUAAUGUACUGUAAAUACCUUCAGAUUUCUUAGUUGGAAAUACUUGAAUAAAUGGUUUAUUGAGCUGAA